Messenger RNA from Protopterus annectens (West African lungfish), 1904 nucleotides. It is a transcript of the gene MANF, whose product is annotated as mesencephalic astrocyte derived neurotrophic factor. Gene Ontology annotation, cellular component: endoplasmic reticulum. Gene Ontology annotation, biological process: neuron projection development; dopaminergic neuron differentiation. The record is from RefSeq and is a predicted model, not a curated record. The transcript is spliced from 4 exons. The coding region runs from base 245 to 817 and encodes 190 amino acids. NCBI's taxonomy places the organism in Eukaryota, Metazoa, Chordata, Ceratodontiformes, Protopteridae.
ACCACUGAAUGAGUGGAGUAGGGAAGGGGGACGUGUGACUUUUACAGCACCUAAGAAUAGUCAUUGGAUUAGCUUUUAAGGUGGGAUGUGGUUUCUGAAAUUUGCGAGUGGACGCUAUUUGCUUUAUUGGGAAGUUUAUUAAAAUUAUCCGAACUCUCUUUGGUUGCCAGGGUAAGCGGACGCUAAGGAGGAAUUGACCUGUCAGUUUUGGUGAACCUUGAGUGGGUGCAGCGUACCUGAAACCAUGUUUAAUGUAGGAAUCUGGUUUCUGAAGAUGUUAACACAGUAUGGGUUUCUGCCCCUUGUAGUGUUAAUUUUGUUUCCGAAAGCCAGCUGGGGACUUCGUGAGGGCGAUUGCGAAGUGUGCGUGUCCUUCUUGGGAAGGUUCUAUCAAAGCUUGAAAGAUAGCAACACGGAAUUUACACAAGCUAAUGUUGAAAAAGAAUUUAUAAAUGCAUGCAAAGAAGCCAAAGGCAAAGAGAAUCGUCUGUGUUACUAUAUAGGAGCUACAAGUGAUGCUGCUACCAAAAUAGUUAAUGAAGUUUCCAAGCCACUGAGUAAUCACAUUCCCGUAGAGAAGAUCUGUGAGAAACUCAAGAAAAAGGACAUCCAGAUCUGUGAACUGAAAUAUGAUAAGAAGAUUGAUCUGAGUACAGUUGAUCUAAAAAAGCUGAAAGUGAAGGAGCUGAAAAAAAUUCUUGAAGACUGGGGCGAAUCCUGCAAAGGGUGUGCUGAAAAAUCUGAGUACAUCAAGAAAAUCAAUGAACUUAUGCCAAAGUAUGCGCCAAACCUUUCCAGUGCACGGACAGACCUCUAACCACCUUAUGUGAUUUGCCAUUAAACAUCAGUAGAAAGUUACCAUCUACUACUUCCAGAAACUGUUUGUUCAUUGUUCUGGACUCCAAGAACUUUAUAACUUGAAAUAGAUAAAAAAGGGGAGAGCUUUCAGUAUCAAACUCUCAAAGUUCCUUAAGUGGAUCAUGCAUUGUGCUGGCCAGGACAUUUUUCAAAUUGCACUAUGUUUACUGCCUUGACACCCUUAGAGCAGUGUAACUAAUUUCAUCAGCUUUCCUUUUUGAUUGAUCUGGAACAGUUUGCUAGUAGCCUUAACAGUUCUAGACACACUUAUUCAAAUUCUGAAAUAUUUUGAGUCAUGCAGUAGUUUAAACUUCUGUUGCCAGUUGUAGUUUUACUUUGUGGGUUUCCAGCUUAAUUUGGUGUUGUGAAGAGCAGCCUUCACUACACAAAUUUUUAUCUUAAAGGUCCAUUUUAUUGUGUCUGCUUUUGUUACCUACAUAGUUUGUGUUUUACUGUGAGGUGUAUAAUUUUAGGUAUGUUUUGUUUCAAUUUUUCCAGGUGUAUGGGGAGGGGGCAAAGCUUAAGAACUUGUUUGUUACUGUUUAUAUAGUCUGAUUUGAAGCAAGAGAUGUUCUUUGUUUUCCUUGCAGUUUAACAGCUGCAUAACAGGCCACGUAACUGGGCCUUACUUUCAACUUGGGCCUAGAAAAUUCUUUUGGUAGCAGCUAGUUUAGAUAGUAACUCUCUGCUGUUUGUUAGCAUCAUUUACUAGUACCCUUUCCACAUCAGUUAGUUGUGAUUUUAACAUAGUAAGGCUUUACUUGUUACAUUUCACCCCUGACUGUUCUGCUGCUUCUCUUAGAGGCUAGUUCAAGAAGGUUACCCAUAAAUGGCCAUUAGAGGGUGACUUGGCAAUGACGAAGGUAAAAAGCAGCAAAGCCUUCUUGUUCAGAUUAUGCUUUUGUACAAGAUCUUAUCUCUUACCAUAUUUUGGCAGGUUUUUUAUAUAGUGGCUAAACCAUGCUUUGUUUUGGGCCAAAUAUUGCUGUAGUCAUCAUGAGACCCCAUCAUACCUCUCAACCUUAGUGCAAGAAAUCUGGACAAAG